Molecule: messenger RNA, 1395 nt
Organism: Cylindrotheca closterium
Lineage: Eukaryota; Bacillariophyta; Bacillariophyceae; Bacillariales; Bacillariaceae
Source: the annotation of a GenBank genome assembly
AUGACGAUGGGAGAACAACCACAGCAAAACCAUCUACUAGAGGCAAUGGAAUCAAGCUAUACGGGUAGCGGAAGCAGUGGUAGUCAUGGAGGAGGGUCAAUUGCGACAGACAUUUCGAUAGAGGCCGGCUUCACCAGGAGUCUCAACAUACAGGACUUGCCAAGUGAAGAGUUCAACGCACCACAAGAAACAGUGGAUUUUCAAUUGGCGGAAGAACUAAAUGGGCUUUCAAUGCAACAAAGAGAUCAAGCGCUUCACGAGAUUCAUGGAAUAUCCGCUCCGAUUGAGGAAUCGCCAGAGUUAGUCAUGCAGAAACGGAUGGAAUUGGAUGCUGCUUUACGGAAACUAGCUGCCAAGAAAUCAUCAUCUGCUUAUCGCCUGGCAGUUGCAGUGAAUCCUGGAUAUGUAUCAUCAGAAUCACUGCAACUGAUGUUCCUUCGAUCAGAAGAGUUUGACGCAAGCAACACAGCCAAGAAGAUGGUCAAGUUUUUUGAAGCAAAGCUUGAGUUGUUUGGUAGUGAUGCUAUGCAACGAGAAAUUCGAUUAAACGACUUGAGCAAGGACGAUAAGAGAAGUCUAGAGUCUGGAUUCUUUCAGGUGUUACCAUCUCGAGAUGUAGCAGGGCGAGCCAUUAUUGUUGGAUUGCCAAUGCUGCGAAAGUAUAAGAAAUUGGAAAACUUGGUCCGAGCCUUCUGGUACACUAUCUUUUUGGCGCUACAGGAUGUCCAGACACAGAAAAAUGGCUUUGUCAUGAUUGGUUUCAAUACUGGCAAAAACAGAGUGAUGGAUCGUGGAGCAGCCUGGGCAGUCCAAAAGAUUGCUCGGCUCAUCCCGAUGCGCAUGUCGAGUAUUCAUUUCUGCUACGACGCUCUCACCAUGAAACCUAUGAUGACUGUAGCCAUGAUGGUCAUGGGAGCAAGGAGGAGGGUUCGGUUUCGAUCCCAUUAUGGCACAUGCAAAGAACAUCGGUAUAAGUUGUUGACUUUUGGAUUACCGGUAGGGGCAAUGCCGGUGACGGAAGAUGGAGAACCGAAGACAAAGGCACAUCGAGCAUGGGUUAAGAGUUUACAACAGCAAGAGGAAAAUUCUACCAUGAGCAAGAACAUUAUUGUUCCUGGUCGGUUUGACGUUUUGUUUGGACGGGGCAAGCCGAUUCAAGAGCAUUAUGGGAAUUUGAGGUAUCAUUCACUGCUUGACAAUUACCAGUCCGAGUAUGAACAAGCAAAGAAGUUUGAUAAAAUGGAAAUUGCACAAAAAACAGUGGAUCAGGUUCAUAGCUAUGCUGGUCGAUUUCUGAAACAGGAGGGUGCUGUCUGGAUUGCGGUAGACGAUUCAGUUGCCCGCGAGAAGGUGAGCCAUGCCUUCCGAACAAGGCGAUCUACAGCCAACGCUUGA